This is a messenger RNA of Conger conger (European conger), 4216 nucleotides long. RefSeq names its product oocyte zinc finger protein XlCOF6-like. The record is from RefSeq and is a predicted model, not a curated record. Gene Ontology annotation, molecular function: DNA-binding transcription factor activity; RNA polymerase II cis-regulatory region sequence-specific DNA binding. The coding region runs from base 114 to 2291 and encodes 725 amino acids. The transcript has 5 exons. Gene Ontology annotation, biological process: regulation of cytokine production; negative regulation of transcription by RNA polymerase II; regulation of immune system process. NCBI's taxonomy places the organism in Eukaryota, Metazoa, Chordata, Actinopteri, Anguilliformes, Congridae.
CUCUUACACCUGUACAUUCGUGUGUUCUUGUGGCAGUAUUAUGGAUUUCGAUUUUCACACCAAUUGAAUUUCAUUUUAUAUCCUGAAAGCUAUUCUGUUAAAUCACGAGGAGAAUGUCUAAUAAUUUUCAAACACGAAUAGCCUCUGUUAUAGAAUUAUUGGCAAAAGCGGCCUUAGAAGAAAUGAGGAAAGUUGUCGACCUGGACUCUGUUGUUUUAGGUUUUGAAAUAUCGCAGGAUCAAAAUGAGGAUGGAGUGCCGAAGAAACCGCUCUUUAUGGCACAGAUUUCUACUGUUUUGGAUGCACUGGCUAAAGACGCAGUAAACAACCUCUGUAAACUUGCCACUGAAGAGUCAGCGGCUUUGCGUCUGGAAGUGUCUCAGAGCCGGGAUGAGAUUGGAACUCUGAAGAGGAAACUGGAGCUGAUAGAGAAGGAGUUAAGGACUUUGCAGGGAGGUGCAGCAGGAGAGAGAUCCUUAAAAACCCAUUCUGUUGGAGUGCAGGUUGCUUUGGAAUUAAGAGAAACAGAAAGAGAGGAAUCCCGGUCUCGUCAGGUUGGGUUGUGGGGGGACUCUGGACUCACAGACAUGGAAGAGGACGUAAAUCCACUGCAGUGUGUGGUCAUGAUGGUAGAGUCGGAGGAUUUGCAAGACGAUGGACUCGAAUCGAUUGUCAUCAAGGAAGAAAUAUUGGAAGAGGACUUGGAUGACGCCAAUCUACAGGAGGGCCUGAAACUCAGUGGAGAGGGUGAGAUUGGAUCUGUAAAAUUAGGCACUUACGCAGGGGAAAAACCUCCCAUUAUACAUCAGGUCCCUGCAGAGGAAACCGGCACGCAUACAGAGGACGUGGAGGGACAGGAUGCUGCUGCCAAGUCAAACGCAGACGUUCCUGUCAAAGACGAAUGCCUCGCCAGUAGAAAGCAUUUCAGGAAAACGAAAAACCUGAAGACUGGCGGGACGGCAGGCAAUGACGAAAAAAGACCAGGCUAUUCAAACGACAGGAAGCACAUUAGACAGAAGUGUACUCCUAAAAUCAAACGGGUCCUCGGCUCGGCAGAGAAACUGUUUGUCUGCGGACAUUGCGGGAAGAGAUUUGCGGUGAAACACAGGCUUGAAUUGCACGAGCGGGUUCACACUGGAGAGAAACCGCACAAGAUCGCUCGCAAGGAAGAGAAGGCGUACAGCUGCACAGAGUGCGGAAAGACCUUCAAUCAGAAAUAUAGCCUUAAAACACACCAGAUUGUCCAUGCGGCAGAGAAACCAUUCAAUUGCACACGGUGUGGAAAGGGUUUCACUGUUAAACGCAGCCUCUUGGUACACCAGCGUAUUCACACGGGUGAGAAACCAUACAGCUGCGUUACAUGCGGAAAGAGUUUCCGCCAAGCUAGCUACCUUACAGUGCACCGCAGGGUUCACACAGGAGAGAAGCCGUACCCUUGCAACAAAUGUGAGAAGAGCUUCAGCAGUGCAAAUAGUCUGAAAACGCACCAGGUAGUUCAUACGGGAGAGAAGGCCUUCAGCUGUGCUAUAUGCGGGAGGAGUUUCAGCGUUGCAGUUAACCUCAAUCGACACCUACGAGUGCACACGGGAGAGAAACCGUUCAGCUGUGACAUAUGCGGGAGGUGUUUCACACAAGCUAAUAGUCUGAAAGACCAUAAGCAAAUUCACACUGGACAGAGAAGGUUUAGAAAGGAGAAACCAUUCAGUUGCGCUACAUGUGGGAGAAGGUUCACUCAUCAGGUCACACUCCAGAAACAUGAGGAAACUCACACUGGAGAGCAAAACACACAGAAUCCUUGCACUUGUGAGUUUUGUGGAAAGACCUUCAGGUAUGCGCAUUACCUUAAAAUACAUGAGCGAGUUCACACAGGAGAGAAACCAUACAGCUGUGUGAAGUGUGGCAGGUGUUUUAGCCAGGUAAGUGCACUUCUAUCACACCAAAAAAUACACACAGGAGAGAAACCAUUCACCUGUGACAUAUGUGGGAAGAAUUUCAGUUUUCAAAAUAGUCUUAAGUCACAUCAAAGAACUCACACUGGAGAGAAGCCUUUUAACUGUGCCACAUGUGGGAAGACUUUCAGUUUUGUGGGCAAUCUUAAGAGACAUCAACGUGUUCACACAGGAGAGAAACCAUUUAGCUGUCAUAUUUGUGGGAAAAGUUUCAGCCAAGCAAAUAAUGUUAAAGCUCACCAGCAAAUUCACACAGGAGAGAAACCAUUCAUGUGUGACAAGUGUGGGAAGAGUUUUGCAUAUGUAAGAAAUCUUAGGGAACACAAAUGUGUUUACACCUGAAGGGAACUAUUUUCUGGUACCAUUUGGGAAGAGGUUCUCUGAUCCUCAUCUUUUAAAAUCAGAAUUUCCUCAGAACCAAGCAACCUUGAUCUGUUCUUAUUAACAGGGCUUUAUGUAAAAUCUAAAAAUAAAAUGCAACUCCUUAGUAUGUCAGCUAGAAGCAGUCAUUCGCAAUAAAUAUUGCAUUGUGUCUCGUACAGAUGCUACUCUGUGUGAAAAAUACAGUUGUUGACAUUGACCCGAUGACUUGAAAAAAUUGGAAGUGGUUUCACUAACCCACUUAACCAGAGGGGCCACUGUUGAAGAAGACAGUGUUCUACAGUGUUCUGUAGACUGCCUGCUAAAACACUAAAUCUCUAGAGAAUGUUAUGGCCAAUUAUGCAGCAUUAUGGGAUUCCCAACAACACAUCUCCUGACAGCAAGGAAUUUGAGACUGGGGUCAACUAUUUGUUGUAAAAGUCUAGACCAAAUCUUUUAACUGGACCGUACAACAUGAUUGAUUUUUGGGGCCCCACAUGUUCCAUUACUGCACAUUUUCCUCUUCAUGCCAGGUUUCCCAUAGCAAGGAAUACCUUGUGACUUAAUUCUAAGAAGCCGUAAAGUGUCUCAGUAUUUGCACCAAACAGCCUUAUUAUGUUGACAAAAUAAGAACAUUAUACAUGUUGAAGUAUAGAGAGAUUUGGUUUAUUUAUAGGAUUUUAACAUCCUUGGUAGCAUUAAUUCAAUGAUAUUUGCUUUGUUAUUGCCCUUUAAUUUAUUUUGUAAGUUUUGAAUAAGAAUCAAAUAAUUCCAGGGACAACAAUAAUCCAGGUUAAAGUGAAAUUGAAGAUAUUUUUAUGGGGCCAAUGCACAGAAUGGGUAUUGGCAUCCUGUUGAUGUAUGGCUAUAUUUCUAUAAAACUUUGUCACUUAUCAAGAACUUCUACAACUUCCUAGGAUCAGAGUAGAUUAAUGUAUGCCUAAUGUGCCGUAAACUUACACUGGGCACAUGGGCCCAAAAUACACUCACUGAGCACUUUAUUAGGUAGACCUGCACACCAGCUUGUCAAUGCAAGUAUUUCAUCAGUCAAUCAUGUGGCAGCAACUAAAGGCUGUUUUUAUAUCUAUGUAAUAUAUCUAUCAGCUGUUUUUCAGACCAAAUGCCAGAAUGGGGAAGAAAUGUGAUCUUGUGACUUUGACUGACUUUGUGGAAUGAUUGUUGGUGCCAGACAGGGUGGUUUGAAUAUCUCCUGGCACAGUCUUUAAAGUUUGCAGAGAAUGGUGCGAAAAACAGAAAAAAUCCAGUGAGCAGCAGUUCUGUGAGCAAAAGGAGGGCCAGACUGGGCGAAGGUAACAGUAACACAAAUAACCACACAUUACAACAGUGGUAUGUAGAAGAGCAUUUCUGACCACACAAUGUGUCAAAACUCUUCAGUGGAUAGGUUACAUCAGCAGAAGAUCAUAAAUACCUAAUAAAGUGCUCACUGAGUACAUAUGCAUGACACAACACAGCCAAAUAUAUCAUAGUUUGUGUUAAUAGCCUCCUUGAAUUAUACUGAUUUGGUAAUGUUACAUGUUGCAUCACAUAAUUGCACUCAUUUGUGUGGCUCUUGUUUAACAAAAUUGCUGCCACAUACCAAUUUUUGUUCUUAUGAAUUGAUGAAUUUGGAUGAAAAAUUGUAUAUUCUCUAUUUUUUUGCCUAUCCGGUUUGUUUGAAUUAAGUUUACACCUUAAGAAACAUUUCUAAUGUAAAGUAUUACAAUUUUGAAUGCUACCAUUACCAUAUGAAGAACAUGUUAAAUAUUAAUUUGUUUUGUCCUGAUUAAAUGUAAUAUAGAUGUGCUCAUUUUGAACAGUUCUAUUUUGUCUGUUAAUGUACCCUAUUUUUUAUAUUAUUUCCAAGUGUAUACUGCUUGUGUGGAAUAUAUGAUUUCUUUUGAGAUCAA